Populus nigra (black poplar) is the source of this 1054-nucleotide messenger RNA. RefSeq names its product methylesterase 17-like. The transcript has 4 exons. The record is from RefSeq and is a predicted model, not a curated record. The coding region runs from base 212 to 916 and encodes 234 amino acids. Gene Ontology annotation, molecular function: methyl indole-3-acetate esterase activity; methyl jasmonate esterase activity; methyl salicylate esterase activity. Gene Ontology annotation, biological process: salicylic acid metabolic process; jasmonic acid metabolic process. NCBI's taxonomy places the organism in Eukaryota, Viridiplantae, Streptophyta, Magnoliopsida, Malpighiales, Salicaceae.
UCUCACACACAUGCCAAGAACCUCUCUCCAAGACAAAUCACUAACCUUAUCACAUAUUAAUCAAUAAUGUGUUCGUACAAGACAUCACAAAGAAAAAGGGAUGUUGAAAAGAUUGAAGGUGAAGGAAGUCCAAGAAUAUCCAAGCGGUCCUAGAGAGUAGCUAGCUAGGUGGGUGCAUUUCUAUUGAGGGGAGGUGGGAGGUGGGGCUAAAAUGGACGAGCAGGCAGGACUUCCAAACCUGCACUUUGUUCUAGUUCAUGGAGUAUGCCACGGAGCCUGGUGCUGGUACAAGAUCAGGUGUCUCAAGGAAAAAUCUGGCCAUAAGGUUACUUCUCUCGACCUUAAAAGUGCUGGUAUUGAUCUGUCCAAUCCCAACACAAUCCUCACUUUUGAUGAAUACAAUGCACCCCUUACCCGCUUCUUGUCGAAUUUGCCUGACAAUGAAAAGGUUAUAUUGGUAGGACAUGGUGCAGGAGGUUUGAGCUUGACAGAUGCUAUACACAGAUUUGCUAAGAAAAUUCGUAUGGCUAUAUAUGUUGCAGCCAACAUGUUGAAGCAUGGCGCGGAUCAAGAUAUCAAAGAUGGUGAUCCUGAUGUAUCUGAAUAUGGAGAGGUAGCUGAUUUAGAAUAUGGGAUGGGGCUUGAUCAGCCUCCAACAAGCAUCAUAAUAAAGGAGGAGUUCCAGAAACGACUUCUCUAUCAUAUGAGCCCCAAAGAGGACACCAUAUUACCAUCAAUGCUACUGCGAUCAGGACCUGUCAGGGCACUCAAAGGAGCUCGAUUUGAAAGAGGAAAGGAUGCUGAUUCUGUUCCACGAAUAUAUAUCAAGACAUUGCACAAUCAGAUGCUAAAACCGAUGAAACAAGAGCAAAUGAUAGAGAUGGCAACCUUGUUAAGUUCUUGUAUUGGAAAGUGAUCAUAGCCCAUUUUUCUCUACCCCUUCUUUGCUUCUCGAUCUAAUAUCUAAAGGAGCAGCAGCUUCCUUCUAAUAUUGUAACUGGAAAUUAUGUUUCUUAAUACUUGGGAGUUAUUGUUUAAUUUCCUUUUUCUUUCA